AUGUAAAAAGUCCAAUUAAAUAAGCAGGGAAAACCUCAGUCCUUUAAGAAGGUUCAACUGGGAGUUUUAGGAAAGCCUCUAAGCGGUAUGAAUCAAAUGAAUUUAGAUUACUCUGAUUCAAAGAGUUUUAUAGCAUUUUAUGAGAGCUAAAGGCGAAGAGAUGAAGAUUAGUUUGAGAAAAAAAACAUUUUUAAAGUAUUUGAUAGCUACAUUAAAGAAAAUUCAUCAAAAGAAGAAUAUUUUAAAUAAAAAUCUAAACAGAUGAAAGAAAGAACACUAAAACAUAAUUUGUAUUAUAUUGACCAAUAGAUUAUCUAAAAAGAACUCAACGAAAUAUCGCUCACUAAUACUAGAGCUGAGUUUGAUAAAAAAUCUUCAAUUUAAAGUGAUGAAUUGUUGCUGAAUAAACAAAUUUAAGCAGCUUAAUUUAUUUAGGGCUUUAAUGAACAAAGUAAAGGUAAAACAGGAGCAGGAGAAAAUUUUUAAAAUUAAAGCUAAACUUUCAAUCGCAAAGAAAUGCAUAUUAUUAAGCUUAAAAAUAAAAAUCAAUCUUCAAAGAUAGAUGAGAAUUAAGAAUAUCAGUAAAUUUAACAAUGCGAGCAGAAUUAAGGAUUGUUUUAGAUUAAAAGAAAAGUAACUAAUUUUUAAGUAAAUUCCAAGUCAGACAUUUAAACUAAACAAUUAUAAUAUGAAAGAGUUAAAUCUCCUACUUAGCUAAACUAAUCUAUAGUAGCAAGUAUGGAUAUUAAGAUCCUUAAAAAUUAAAAAUAAGUUACAUUUAGCAGUACUCCUUAGUAAGUUAUUUCCUUAAAGCAUUCUCUAUCAAGUUUAGAUGUAGCAUCAACAGCAUAAAAAUUUAAGUAGAACUCAACCCACUAAAAAAUAAAUACUCAAAUUAUUCAUUCUUAAUAAGAAAUAGUUUAAGAUCUACCAAGGAAAUAAUCAAUCUACUUUGCAAACAAACUAAAUUAGGUUAUCAAUGACUUGGAGAAGCCUUUUAAAGAAGAAUAAGACUUAUUUUUAGAACCAGAAACAAAUGAUUGCAUUGUUUAAAAUAUUGAAAAUAAAUAAAAAAAAAUAAAUUAAAGCGAAAGCGAUUAUUUGCAAAAUUAAAUGGUUUAGUAAGAAAAUUAGGAUAGCUUAAUUGGAAUAAUAUCUCCUUAGUAACAAAAUUAAAAUGAAUAACAAAGAGAAUAAGAAAAAAUGAGUAAAAUUAAAGAAAAUUCUAGUUAAAAUGAUAGAACUGAAAUAUAAAAAAGCAGUGAAAUCAAAAAUGAUUAAUAAAUCUAUUUGAAACACAACUUUUCUCAUUCUUAGAACUAGCAAAAUACAACGAUUUAAAAGUCUAACAUAAAUUUGCUAGAUUAAUCUUAAAAUGCCUAAUAAAUUUAGAAAAAAUCUUCAGAAUAACCAUAAAAUCAAAAGAAGGUCUAUCAAAAGAAAUAGUAGCGAGCAGAAGAAAAAAAAACAAAUAUUAUUAAAAAUUCCAAUAAAAUAUAGAGCAACUCUUCAUAUCGCAGCGUCUUUCUUCCUAAUAAUUUUAUAAUUAUUUUGGAAAAAGGGUUUUCUCUAUUCACAUACCAUUUUUCAGAAAAAUUUAUGUAAGAACGCAUUUUAACGUUUCUCACAAUUUAAGAUUGCAUGUCUCUACGAUUGGUAAAUAAGGAAUUGUAUAGGAGAGCAAAUAAGAUUUUGUUUUUGAGGAGUUAGAGAGAGUAAUUGAUAAUCGAAAAAAAGAUAUUAAAAUCAACUUACAGAUCAUAAAUUAGUGAUUUUAUAGAAAAUUAAAUUUAGGACUUUGUCCAAAUUAUCGAAUCUUUCGAAGAUAUUUAAGAUUCAGAUUACUCAGAAUUUAUGUAAAUGGUAAUACCGCCUUAAAACCUUUUAGUCGUAUUGCACAUAUUUCUUUGCUUAUUCGGCAAGAAAAUAGUUGGAAUAGAAAGUCUUUUAGAUAACAGAGCUUAAUGGAAGAGAGUUAUGACUGUUUGUUUUGUAAAAGGGUGUGCUAAAGAAUAAAUAAAAAAAAUCCAUCAAAAAGCAAAUUUAGAGUAGCUACAUGAGCUGCUUCCUUAAAAAAUUUAUGAGCAUACUAGAGAAUAAAUCUCUUAGAAUGACUCUAUCCUAUCUCAGUUGACUUCUGAAAAGUAUCCAUUUCAAUUUAAGUUAUUCACAUUUGUAGAAAAGAUUUUGGAUCUUUAUGAAAUCCUGUGCUUGAAAUAUCCAAAUGUCAUAAAAUUUAUUGAAUUAUUAAAAUAAAUAAAAAAUGACCCUGAAAUAAGAGUAUUAUCAUUUGUGGAUGAUAACUUUUGCAAUAAGUUUGAAUUAGUUUGA
Tetrahymena thermophila SB210 is the source of this 2331-nucleotide messenger RNA. RefSeq lists its product as hypothetical. The record is from RefSeq and is a predicted model, not a curated record. The transcript is spliced from 4 exons. Lineage: Eukaryota; Ciliophora; Oligohymenophorea; Hymenostomatida; Tetrahymenidae.